This is a messenger RNA of Peronospora belbahrii, 1230 nucleotides long. NCBI's taxonomy places the organism in Eukaryota, Oomycota, Peronosporomycetes, Peronosporales, Peronosporaceae. The record is from the annotation of a GenBank genome assembly.
AUGGAAAAGAAGAGUAAGUCCACUAACGUUUAUGUUGCUGAAUUGAUGCGAUUGAAAAAAGGACAAGAGUCUCGAGUAGAAAAAGAAGAAACGACUCAAUUAGCAGUUCAACCAAAGAAAAAACGAAUACGAAGACAGAAACUAGAGCUUGAGUAUUUACGAAACUUAGUGGGUCAACUAGGAGAGCAGCUUUCAACGCUCGAAGCCAAGCAAACUUCAGUCUUGAGCGAUAAGAGCAAACUAUCGCCUGAAAUGAAUGCUCCGUCAAUUUGGAAGGGAAUUGCAGAGCGACAGUUGAAGGACCGAGCUCGAGUGGAGGAGCAGAACCGAAAACUACGUUCAUCCUUAAAUGGACAAAUUAAACUGGCCACUAAGCUGGAAAAGAUAUUGCGUAAGCGUCCAAGGGACGAGGAAAUAGCGGUGUUACUGGAUGCAAAACGCGUCAAGCCGUUGAUGAGUAAAAUAAUGAACCCAACGGAUGAUGAAAUUUUUGCCGACCAGCUCGCACAUGUUCAAUGUGCUCACCUUGUCGUGGAUAAGAUUUUUGGCGAACAAGAAUUCCUAGAUCCGAGUGCUACGUUUCAUCACUUACAAGUGAUAAAUGACUUUCAGCCAAACACGGAUGUAGAAUUUAUAAAGAAAGCUAGCUCAAUGUUGCCGUUUAACAUUCAAGUGACGGAGAAGGCAUUAUGGCGUGCUCUUGCUGAAGAAGGCACUAAGAAGGACAGCUACUUUCUUGAUCGACGAUCAUCGACAGCAAGCAUCGUGGCUCAAUCUUACGGUCUCAACUUUCGGGCUGGGAAUUUUCACACCAACGUGCUUGGAAAGGAAACGUACCGGAAAUAUAAAGAGGAGAACUGUGUUGUUAUUAUGUGGAAGUGGGUUGUGGAUCCGAUUGAGGUCAACGGCACAGAUUUUCACGGGGUGCGGUGCCACGAAACGGGCUGGAUCAGGCUUCGCGAAGUAAACUUGGACCGAUUCAGCAGCGAUAACGAUCAUGAAAGCAGCGAUAUUAAAUCGUCAACUUCGACGCAGCUGCAGUCAUAUACAAAAAUGACGAUGCAGUUUCAAGAUGACAUUGGUAAUCAAGAGCUUCAAGUUGGUGCGCUGACAGAUUUUGUAAUUUAUCUCCACGAUACAAUCACGGAAGUUUGUAGCAAGAUUGUUACCGACAUACUUGUGGAAGAAGACUGGAAUCACAAUAGUUGGGUCAGCACGAUGCAAUUGUAG